Molecule: messenger RNA, 731 nt
Organism: Rhodamnia argentea
Lineage: Eukaryota; Viridiplantae; Streptophyta; Magnoliopsida; Myrtales; Myrtaceae
Exons: 3
Coding region: 75-377 (100 amino acids)
Source: RefSeq, a predicted model, not a curated record
GGCCCAAAUCCAAAACCCUCGCUAAAACCUCUUCUGGUCAUCUCUCUCCGCCUCACCUCUCACCGAUCUGAGCCAUGGCUGGGCGCUGUGGAUCGCUUUCUCGCUCCCUGAUUUCGUCGGCGAGGGCUUCCGCCUCCCCGUUUCGCUCGUCGCCGCCUCUCUCCCGCCCCCUCCGCCCGCCUCCCGUGGCUUCGCCGCGCCUUCAGUCUCGCCGCCUCUCCUUCGCCGCUCCCAGGCUCAUGGGUGAACUAGGAUGCACUCAGUCUCUUCUGCCUCUGCAUUGCACUCCCAGGCUUACGUCACACCUCAGUGUAGAUGUGCGAGCAUGCUGCGAGCUGUAUCACGGUACCUUCUGCCGUACUUGUCAGGAUCGCUAGUAUUUUCUUUGUACUUGAGCAGCUCUUGGAUCUACACAACCUUGGGCUAGAACAUAGAUGGAACUUGCAGAAGGUGGAUGUUGCCAGGAUAGACAAAAGUUUUGGACCUAAGAAAUAAAGUGUUGAUUAAUUUUAUUGUCAAGAGAGAACUUGAGGACUUGUUGGACGGGCAUUCUUCCCUGUGCAGUUUGUAUUAGAUACUUCAUUCACUGCUCUUCCUUUUGAGCACAAUGAUGGCUUUCUAGUCUUAGAGGUCACCCCUAGGAUGAGAGGCUAUAUCAAUUGGCAUAACAGACCUGUUUAUAAUGUUGGAUUUUGUUUCUAUUGUGCGACGACUGAUGUUAGUUCCAGGAA